AUGUUGGUGAACUCGAAGAAGAUAUCGGAAAUGUCCGACAGCAAGUUCGAGGAACUCAUAACACUCGUAAGAUACUCAGCUUUAAAUGCCUCUGAACUUUCCUCCAAUGUUGCCAUUUCGUUUUUGUCAAAUAUGCUCAAAGAUUCCAAAGUCUACGGACCGCCGAAUUAUGAAGUUACAAAUGAGGAGGAAAGAAGGUUUAUUGAUCUCUAUGGAGAGGAGAGAAUGUCAGAAGAUCACGGAGAUACAAGUUCAGUUUCUCCUAAAAGCAGGAAAUUUAGCAGAGUUUCGUCAAUCAGAGCACGAAUAACUAGGAUUAUGUCCUUGUUUAGAUUAAGUAGAAAGAAUUCAAGAAUGGAUUCAAAGGCUAUUUUGGAGCCUGAAUCUGUUUCCAAAAGGGAGAAGUUUUACAUUUCUUACGCAGACUUAAUGGUUCCCAGCACUCUUGAAUAUGAUCCUAAGCGUCUGGAUAUUCCCAUUUAUGACUUUAGAAGAAGUAGCUUAUCUUUUUCUGAAUCAAUCGAAAUCAAAAUCGCAACCAAUGACAACACUAGUGAAGUACCUGAACCGAAACCAUACCCACUGUUACUUGAAUCUAAUACUCUUUUCCGCCAAAAACACCCCUGGUUACAUCCCACGCUCUCCUUCACCAAACUCUGUAAGAUAAAGUAUAACUUUAUGUUAUUGCCCAAUUUGAUACAACAUGUGGAUCCAUCAACAUCAGCAAUUGCAUGGACAUUAUUUGAGAGACUCGUUCUUAAUGGCAUUAUAACCAAGUUUAACAGGAAGCUGUUCUCAUCUGUGUGUUACAUUAUUGCAUACAAGUUCAACCAGGACUUUGAGUAUGAGGUGAUCAACGAAAUCCUGACCAUCUUUAAACGUGAAAAGAACGUUGACGGAAAGUCGAUUUUCUACAACGAAAUGAAGAUUUUUGCACUUUUGGAUUUUUCUCUUAAACUCAAGUAUACUUAUAUCCAAACUCACAUUAACCAUUAUUUGGACUUCAAUAAAACUAGCUUCUUUGAACUCUACGACACUCCUGAAUCCACCUACACCAUGCUUGAACUCGAUUAA
Theileria annulata is the source of this 1074-nucleotide messenger RNA. RefSeq names its product cyclin-like protein, putative. The transcript is spliced from 6 exons. Gene Ontology annotation, biological process: regulation of cell cycle. Lineage: Eukaryota; Apicomplexa; Aconoidasida; Piroplasmida; Theileriidae. The record is from RefSeq and is a predicted model, not a curated record. Bases 1 to 1074 code for a protein of 357 amino acids.